Molecule: messenger RNA, 2913 nt
Organism: Lachancea meyersii CBS 8951
Lineage: Eukaryota; Fungi; Ascomycota; Saccharomycetes; Saccharomycetales; Saccharomycetaceae
Source: the annotation of a GenBank genome assembly
AUGGGUGUUCAUGCGCUAUGGGAUAUAGUCGGACCUACAGCUAAGCCAGUUAGACUGGAGUCACUGAGCAACAAACGUUUGGCUGUCGAUGCGUCGAUUUGGAUCUACCAAUUCCUGAAAGCUGUUAGGGACAAGGAGGGGAACGCCAUGAGAUACUCGCACAUUGUUGGUUUCUUUAGACGUAUUUGCAAACUGCUUUACUUUGGUAUCAAACCCGUGUUUGUAUUUGAUGGUGGAGCUCCAGCUUUGAAGAGACGAACAAUCCAGCAGCGUAAGGAAAGGCGUCAGGGUCGCAGGGAUAACGCAGCCAUUACGGCACGCAAGCUUCUGGCACGUCAAAUGCAAAGUGAUGGCCACAAAGCGAGUACUGCUGGAACGCCUCAGCCACAUGUGCACAAACUUAACGAUGAAUAUGAGCUACCCAAAAUACCAGGGUUUAAAUACGACUCAAACGACGCAAGAAUCAAUGCAGACGACUUCAAGACAAUUAUGGAGAACAUUGACGAGCUAGACGGUGUGGACCUCGAUUCCAUCAACCCAGCAUCCAAAGAAUUUGACGAACUGCCGAAGUCAACACAAUAUAUGAUUCUCUCCGCCCUAAGACUUAAAUCUAGACUGAGAUUGGGUUACUCAAAGGAACAGCUGGAAAACCUUUUUCCGGACAGUAUGGAGUUUUCGAGAUUUCAGAUCAACAUGGUCAAAAGGCGGAACUUCUUCACCCAGAAGCUCAUGAGUGCUACAAAUACACACGACGGAGGUGCUUCCAAGGCGGACAGUGGACCCAGCAAGCGGGUAGCAGGGCAGCAAGGUAGGGAAUAUCAAUUGAUACGCACCGAAAAUGGGUGGGCUCUCAGUUUGACAGGAGAUGAUGGCUCCGAGAUAAGCAAAGCAAUUGUGCUUGAUGAACGCCCCCAGUCGAAGACCUCUGAAGGCCAUGAUAAUGACGGCGACGACGAAGAUGCCGAUGUGGACUGGGAAGACGUUGAUGUGGAGGACAAGGGAAAAAAAGAAGAGGUAGACUACUCGGUGAAGGCUUCUCUGCUUCCUGCAAUGGGUACGACAGCGCAAUCGGGUGGUGGACAAUCGUUUCUGGACAAACGGCAUGCUGACUCCCGAUCAGACAAAACUAGCGGGGUCGUCCACGUUUCUGAUGAGAUUGUAUGGAAUGACGCCGAAAAACGCAGCUCAUACGCUGUUCCGGCCAGUGUGAGGGAUGAUGAUAAUGAUGACGGUGACGAUGGUAAUGAAUACGCAGAUUUUGAAAAGGACCUUGAGUUGAUGAAUGAGCUCAAGAACAAAAAUUCGGGCAGAGAGACAAAGCACGAACUUGUGGACUUAAGAAGCUCAGACCGAGAGGUCGAAGAAAAUGAACACAGUCAUUCUAUUAAUGUGAAAGAAUCAACAACGCCAACAAAACUUUCUGAAAUAGACAAUCAGCCUGCUCUUAAAGUGAUGGCGAAACCACAAGACUCGGUUGAGUCCGUGGUUUACAAGCCUGCUGAACUGCCAACAAACUCCGAACAGAACUUGCAACAUGUUCUUGACAAAAUAUCAGAGGCCAAUAGUGAUUCACCGGUAGAAUCAAAAGAAGUCGCUGCUCGGGAGAGUGAUCAACCUCCAGAAAAGCCUAAACUACCAACACCGGAGUGGUUUAAAUCAUCAAACCCUUCGGACUUCAAUCCUCAUCUGGGAACGUCUUUCUUGACAAGUGACAGGACUGCUGAUCCCAAGCAAAACGGGGAAGAGGCCUAUGGAUUGUAUACUGGAUCGCGGGCCGCUGACCUCAUAUCAGCAGCAAGCGGUAGAAACGAAAAGCUCUCCGAUAGCGACGACCUCAAAGAGAUUCAUCCUACGGAAAAAGUAGUGGUUGAAUCGCCUAGUCCAAGUUCGCCUCAAGAAGAGGCUGAAAAGACUUCAGAAUGCAUUCCUGUUGUAGACUAUGAUUUUUCAGAGGAAGAGGAGGACGCACUUGUAAGUCAACUGCGGGAAGAGGAGCAAGACUACGAAAUGUUCAAGACCGCGUUAAAUCCAUCAAGUAUAAGUGCCACUUUCAUUGAUGACGAACUCAGGGGACAAGAAAAGAGAGAUAAAAGGGACUCUGAUGAGGUCACAGCCGCUAUGGUAGCAGAGGUACAAGAUCUCUUGACCAGAUUUGGGAUUCCCUACUUGACAGCACCAAUGGAAGCAGAAGCACAAUGUGCAGAACUGCUGAUCCUCAACCUUGUUGAUGGUAUUAUCACAGAUGAUAGCGAUAUUUUCCUCUUUGGAGGGGACAAGGUAUACAAAAACAUGUUCCAAGAAAAGAACUAUGUGGAGCACUACUACGGCGAUAUGAUACUGAAAGAACUUGGUUUAGACCGAGAAAAAUUCAUUGAUCUGGCUCAACUACUCGGAAGCGAUUAUACUGCGGGAGUCAAAAGUAUUGGUCCUGUGUCUGCAAUGGAAGUACUGGCAGAAUUUGAGAGCUUGACUCGGUUUCGAGACUGGUAUAAUGAGGGUCAGUUUGAUAAAAAGCUCCAAGAGAAGGAAUCGUCCUAUGAAAAAAAACUGCGGAAGAAACUUGCCACAAAUGAGGUAACUCUCGGUGCAGAGUUUCCUAGUGAUCUAGUGAAAGAGGCUUAUUUACGUCCUGAAGUGGACCACGAUGCUACCAAAUUUACCUGGGGUGUGCCAGAUUUAGACAGGCUUCGAGAAUUCUUCAAAAUGACUAUUGGGUGGCCUCAGGAGAAGACAGAUGAAGUGAUGAUUCCUUUGAUAAGGGAAGUCAACAAUAGAAAGAAAACGGGUAUACAGAAUACAUUGACGAGCUUCUUUCCUACUGAAUACAUUAAAGCUGGUAAGGACUUGAAGCUAGGCAAAAGGAUCAAAGAUGCUAGUGGCAAAAUGAAAAUGAAGAAGCAGAGGACUAAAUAG